CUUUUGGUACUUUGUGCCUAAGAGACAUAUCCAAGGUUGAGAUUAGUUUCCAUUUUCUUUGUACUAUUUUCUGGAUAAUAACACAUCAAACAUUUGAAGAGAUGGAGACUGAAGAUGGGUAUAUGAUGUUGAAUUUCAAGAAUCGUAAAUCAAAGCAGAAAUCUAAAGAUUUCUCCGUAUAUCCACAAUAUUAUUGUCUUCUGCUCAUAUUUGGAUGCAUUGGGAUCCUUAUUUUCAUUAUGACAGUGAUUGGCCUGAAGUUCUGGCAUAAAAAAAUGGAUUUCUCCCAGAAUGUAAAUAUCAGCAGUCUGUCAGGACACAAUUAUUUGUGCCCAAAUGACUGGCUGUUGAACCAAGGGAAAUGUUACUGGUUUUCAACUUCUUUUAAAACGUGGAAAGAGAGUCAACGUGAUUGUACAGAGCUACAGGCACAUUUACUGGUGAUUCAAAAUGUGGAUGAGCUGGAGUUCAUACAGAGCAGUUUAAAACCUGGACAUUUUGGUUGGAUUGGACUAUAUGUUACAUUCCCAGGAAACCUAUGGAUGUGGAUAGAUGAACACUUUUUAGUUCCAGAAUUGUUUUCCGUGAUUGGACCAACUGAUGACAGGAGCUGUGCCGUUAUCACAGGGAAGCGGGUGUAUUCUGAAGACUGUAGUUCCACAUUUAAGGGAAUUUGCCAGAGAGAUGCGAUCUUCACGCGCAAUAGAACCAGUGUUGUGUAAAUGUACAACAAAAUGUAGAAAUACUUUGCAUGUUAAAGCAGAGCCAGAUUUUAAAGACUUGGGUUUUUUAGGUAAAGUUUCUAACAGAAAGUUUCUAACAGACAUCAUCUAAAUAGGAGAAAAGUAUUUUAUCCUAAAUUGAUCAUAAAGACAACUUCUGAACAGAACUUUCACUCCAUACUUGGAUUUCCAGUUUGUCUUUUCCAUGGCAUUGACAAUAAAAGCUAAAUAAAAAGUUAGUAAUUCUUUUAAUAGUUAUUUAAUAGUUUGAUAUUUUUUGCAUUUAAGAUAGCAUAGAAUAAAACAACUUUAAAGGAAUGUUAUUUAGCUAUAUGUACUAUGUGGUAGAUUGGAAGGAAAGAAGCAGUAUAUGUACAAAUAUAAUAUUUGAAGCAUGGAAUUCUGAAUUUUUCAUUUGUGUAUCAUAGCCUGAAGUGUUUGGUGGGGAGUGGGUAAUGAGAAAUUACCUAAUGGGUAUAAUAUACAAUAUUUAGGUGAUAGAUAAACUAAAAGCUCAGACUUCUCCACUCUAAUUCAUGUAACAAAAUUAUACUUGUACCGUUUAAAUGUAUACAAAUAAAAAAAAAAGUC
Molecule: messenger RNA, 1313 nt
Organism: Chlorocebus sabaeus (green monkey)
Lineage: Eukaryota; Metazoa; Chordata; Mammalia; Primates; Cercopithecidae
Gene: KLRF2
Product: killer cell lectin like receptor F2
Cellular component (GO): plasma membrane
Source: RefSeq, a predicted model, not a curated record